This is a messenger RNA of Fopius arisanus, 1927 nucleotides long. It is a transcript of the gene Fpgs1, whose product is annotated as folylpolyglutamate synthase, mitochondrial. Gene Ontology annotation, cellular component: cytoplasm; mitochondrion; cytosol. The transcript is spliced from 4 exons. Gene Ontology annotation, biological process: tetrahydrofolylpolyglutamate biosynthetic process. Bases 247 to 1677 code for a protein of 476 amino acids. The record is from RefSeq and is a predicted model, not a curated record. Gene Ontology annotation, molecular function: tetrahydrofolylpolyglutamate synthase activity; ATP binding. NCBI's taxonomy places the organism in Eukaryota, Metazoa, Arthropoda, Insecta, Hymenoptera, Braconidae.
GUUACCACGUGCUCAAUAUCGUUAUAACCAAUUGUAAACAAACUCCCCCUUCGAAUGACCAAUCAAUUCCCAAAAUGCAUUUACCCAAUUAAAUCCCACGCUUUUGUAUUUGGAGUGGAAUCACAUGCAUGCGGUGGAUUUUAAUUGAUUGGAGAAAUAAUAAUAUCUUUAAUCUGUUAUUCAUCUCAUUAUAUAAUGCAAUAGUUUCCGAGGAUUCAGUCGUCUCUCAGACUGAUACAGAGAGUCAUGCAGACCAACGGAAGUUCUUCAAAUUCCACAUAUCAGGACGCUGUGAGAGCCCUGAAUUCUCUUCAAACUAAUGCCUCGUAUAUCAGAACAGCUCCUAAACAUAAUGCAAUAAAUACAACAUUACAAGACACCCACAAAUAUCUCGCCAGAUCUGGACUAUCUGUAGAGGAUCUCGAUUCAUUAUCGAUAAUCCAUAUAUCAGGAACGAAAGGAAAAGGUUCGACCUGUGCCCUAGUGGAGUCAAUUCUUCGCUCCCAUGGAUAUCGAACAGCUCUCUACACCUCGCCCCAUUUAAUAUCAGUCCGAGAAAGAAUUCGCAUAAACGGAAUUCCCAUCAGCGAGGAGGACUUCAGCAAGCACUUCUGGAGAUUGUACAACAGCCUGUACCUGAGGAGAGAAAGACCCGAAGACAUGCCCCUCUAUUUCAAAUUCCUCACAAUCCUGAUGUUCCACAUUUUCCUGAAGUCUACAGUGGACGUAGCAAUAAUUGAAGUGGGAAUUGGAGGUGAAUACGAUUGCACGAACGUCAUCAGAUCUCCAGUUUGCACUGGAGUCACUCUCCUGGGACUGGACCACACGUCGAUGCUCGGGGAUGAUCUCUCCUGCAUCGCCUGGCAGAAAUCUGGAAUUUUUAAAGAAAAAGCACCUGCAUUCACUGUGAAACAACCGCUGGAGGCGAUGGAAGUCCUGACGAGAAGAGCAGUCGAGAGGAAAUGUCAUCUGUCUGUCGUUCCAGACUUGAGUGCCUACCAGUGGACAAGGUUUCCACCAGAUAUUGGAAUUCUUGGAGACGUACAGCUGGAGAAUGCAUCACUAGCUGUCAAAUUGGUUGAGACUUGGAUAAAAUCCGCGAGGACUCAGAAAAACGAGAAUUUCAUCCCUCAAAAUGGACUUUGUCAGGGAUUUGAUAUGAAAAGGGUUGAGCUGGGGCUGAAGACCUGCAGGUGGCCAGGACGAACGCAAGUUUUGAUGGGGAAAUCUUCGGAUUACUAUCUCGAUGGGGCACACACCACUGACAGCAUGAGAGCUUGCAUCCAGUGGUUCAAGAAGACUCAGGAGAACAAGAACUCCAAGAAGAUUUUGAUUUUUAAUUCCACAGGCAAUCGAGACUCUUCCCAACAUCUGGAGAUCUUGAGGAAAAUUCCAUUCGCCAGGGCUUUCUUUGUUCCCAAUGUAUCAGGAAAAAAAUGCGCAGAUCAGGAAAAUCUCACGAUUACCAGUGAGGAACAGAUCAGGAACUGUCAAUUUCACUGUGAUAUCUGGGGAAAAGGUGGUGUCACGGGAAAAACUGUGCUGGAGGCACUCGAGAUUAUUCGAGAGGAAUUCAGAGAGGAGAGAGUCCAGGUGUUGAUCACUGGGUCUCUCCAUCUCGUCGGAGCAGCUCUCAAUGUUCUGAAUCCAGAACUCACAUGGAAAACAGAUUUCUAAAGAUAAUUCUGAGAGAAAUUAAUUAGUUAUUAAUUAAUUAUAAUUCAAAAUUAAUAAUCAUUAUUUUUUGGAUAAAUUGAGACGGAUUAUUUCAUGUAGAAAUAGAAAAUCUUCAUUUAUUUUUUUUGUAUUGUCUUAAUAUUAAAUACAAUUGAGUUAUCGUUCAGUACACGUACCUCAUUAGAGACAAUAAUUAUAUUGUUGAUAAUGAGAGUAACGAGACGUCGAAAAUGAAGUGAAUGAAUUUAAA